Coffea arabica (coffee) is the source of this 1589-nucleotide messenger RNA. Lineage: Eukaryota; Viridiplantae; Streptophyta; Magnoliopsida; Gentianales; Rubiaceae. The record is from RefSeq and is a predicted model, not a curated record.
GCCCAUGUAUUGUGUGGCGCCUUCUUUCACACACACACACAGACACGCACACACACAUGGGUGAGAAGCCACAUCUAGUUCUAGUCCGCUGAAUAUAUUCAGACAACAGCUUUCACUCUUCUUCAUUCAUGGGACCUCCUCAAUCCUAAGUCCAUGAUCAUCCUACACAUCAAGGUUACGUUUGAACUUUGCUUCUUUGUUUAUUCCCAAGAAUCAUGAUGGUUCAUUUAGCUUAAGAGGACUACAGAGGAGGCCUGUUUCUUUGCUGUUGAUAUUGGCUUUUUUCUCUGGAAGCUAGCAAAGAAGAACAUUUUGUUACAUGGCAUUCAGAGGGCGAGGACGUGGUGGAUUUCGUGCUGCUAAGCAAGAAAAUUUUGAUCUCUUUCUGGAAAUUGAUGAACUAGGAACUGCAGAAAGUGUGAAAGUUGAUCCAUCCUUCGCUGUGUGGUUUAGUAAAUUUCAGAGGUACUGGAACUCUUCUCCUUAUUAUGUUGAAGAUGAAAGUGGAGGUGCAAAGAAAAGUCAAAGAAUCGAAAUAGAAAAGCUUGCAGACAGGAAGUCUAAAAAAACGAGUUCAAAGCAGCCACUCUCCCACUUCAUAAGAAUGGAGCCUGAUUAUGUUCCUGCUGAACUAGCUAAAGAUGAGAAGAAGGAGAAGCAUGGUAUCAAAAGAGUGAGAUGGAACCCUGAAGCAGUGAUUUUCAUGUGGCAGACAUGCAGAAGUUGGAUGUCUUUGAAAAGCUUGAGCAGAAGCAUCAGGUUCAAAAAGGGCCCUGCCGGAAGAUGUGGGGAGGGAUCAACUGUUGGCAAUGCAAAUCGUUCUAGACCUCAUGCUUUGACUUCACCUGUCCAUUGCAAAUGUCAUAUAAAGCUUAUAUUUGGUGUAGAUGCACUAAAACUCAAAAAAUUGUUGCAGAACAUUGAUUUUGAUGAUGAUGAAGACGACUUUAACACGGGUGACGAUAAUGAUGAUGAACCAGAACUUUAGAUGAUGCAUUCGUAAACGUGCUAUCUGGACUCCUUUAGUUGGGACCAACAAAGACACAUCCUUUUACCAUUUUUGCAUAAAGCCAGAAUCAGAGGCUCUUGGAGAUUCACAAACUCUGUCAAGAUUCGACGUUUUCAUUUUGUGGUGGUGACAGUUUAUACCAUGGAAGAAGAUAAUGGUUUUCUUGUGGUUGCAAGUUCUGGGAACGGGGAGUGACAGCUGGAGCCUUGCUUCAUUUUUUUUUUACCUUUUUUUGGUGAUAAUAGCAUAAAAUUGCAUCUUGAAAUCGAAAGUUGUAAUAACCGGUAAUGAUAAUCGAAGGAGAACUUUAAACCUCUACAUGGGUGCAAGUCAAGGGAUUUGAUCCCUUGGCUUGCAUUCUAAUAUCCAGACUACCCUACCCGUCUGUCUAGAUAGGUGGUGAUUCACUGGAUUUUCCACCUUUUUAGGUGUUUCCUUUCUCUUAGUGUGGAGUAAGAGUGGUUAUAGUAUAAAAUCUAUCGUAUCGGCGAAAAAAAAAAUAGAAAAUUGUAAUGUGAAGGCACGAACUAUUUAUCUCUUAAAUAUUCAUAAUUCUGAUCCUACCCCUUACCGACGGCAA